AUGAAUGGCGCGAACGACGAGCGCCUCGAGCGAUUCCGGCCGCGAGAAGAUACGACGGCCGCGCGUCUCGCUGAGCUCAAGGUCGAAUAUGCACACAAGCGCGAGGCGUAUAUUGCCAGCGGUGUCCUUCCAGACCCCGCCAAGCCGGGUCUGCUGGAAGAUGCGACGAAGCUGGUAGGCACCUGCAUGGAGAUGUGCCCCGAGCACGAGCGUCUCGAGAGAGAGAUCCAAAAAGAACUAGAUAAGCUGGAGCUUAUCCCAGGGACGACGCACGCUGAUCCGAAGGCGGCGGUCAAGAUUUACCGACGUCCAGCUGCUGGCCGCGAACUGCCGCUGCCAGAAGAAGUUCGUCCCCCUGCGGUCCUCCAAACCACACUGGACUACCUGCUACAUACGCUUCUUCCAGCAGACCCGCGCGAUCCACAGUUCGCAGUUGUCCAACCAUUUCUGUGGAACCGUACACGAGCGAUUCGGCAGGACUUUAUCGUACAAAGCGAUCGCGGUGCGAUUGCCAUUGCCUGUCAUGAACGCAUCGCCCGGUACCACAUUCUGUGUCUGCACUGGAAAGGCGGCGUAGAUGCUGAGGCAUGGAGCGAGCAGCAGGAACUCGAGCAGCUGCGCAAGACGCUGCGUAGCUUGAUUGAGUACUACGACGACCAGCGACUGCUGGGCCAUACCUACCCCAACGAGCCCGAGUUUCGUGCGUACAAUUUGCUCUUGCACAUUCGCGAUCCUGAAUCGCUACGUGAAGUCGAGCUGCUCCCGACGCCUGUCUUUACGGCGGCGCCCCUGCAGUGGGCUUUGCAGCUCCAGACGUUGGUCCAGCGAUCGAAUCUCCUUGAAAAGCGCGGUCAGCCGCGCAAUACGGAAGCGACGCCCAACUUUUUCACACGCUUCUUUAAGAUCGUGGCACGGCCAGAGGUGAGUUACCUGACGGCCUGCCUCGCUGAGAACUUGUUUCCUAGUGUACGCAUCGGUGCCAUCAAGGCACUGGCCAGGGCCUACAUGCCGCAACAUAACGGUUUGCCGCUGAGUUACGUGACGACGAUUUUGGGGAUGGACGACGAUGCAGAGACGAUCGAGUUUCUUCGCUUGGUACACGUGGAUGUGGAUGAGCAGGACGGUGUCGCGAAGAUCAACAAGCUCGUCGUGCUAGACGAAGACAAGUCGUUUGUCUCGCCUUUCAGCCAAACACUUGUCGAAGUCAAGCGUGGCACAGCGACGUGCCAGGACAUUGUCGAUGGCAAGACUCUGCAGCCACCCAAGCCGACAGUGACAACAUCGCUGCCCCCCGUGAUGCCAUCGACCACCCCAACACCAACAACAACAAAAAGGGCCAAGACGCCAUCCCCUCCGGCCAAGCCGUUCACGUUCACACCUGCGAAGGCGCCUGCCGCGAAAACUCCCGCGGUGAUGCCGCCACCAACGACGCCGGCGUUUGCUUGGCCAGCGCCGCCGUCCGCUUCCCAACCUAAACCGCCGCCAGCCACGCCAUCCUUCACGAAGACGAAACCGCCAGCCGACGUGGUGCCAAGUACGCCAGCACCCCCGCCCAAACCCAAACCUAAACCCCGCCUUCCACGUACUCAGCUCACGACAUCCCUCACGCAGCAACUGUGCGACGCCGCUCUGGACGACAUGGUGCAUCAUGUGGGACAGCAGGCAUUGGAGAGCGAGGCAAAGCAUCGACGACGUGUACGACGUGCGUCGCUGUUGGCGUCCAUGGCUUCGCGUCUCACGUCACGACUCUUGGCUGAGCCUGUCGCAGCAAAUGUUCGUCACGCGUCCAUGGAUGCGUUGGCACAGGUCCAGUUCACGCGGCAUAUAUUUCGGGCGACUAUGAAACAUUGGCAAGCGAUUCUCGCAAAGCAGCGUGAUCGCAAGGUACAGGCAGAGCGUCUCGAGGAUCUUCGUACACGUCUGCCGCAUUUGCAUGUAUCGCGUUCUCGGCGCUCAAGUGAUGCUACAGGGCGUGCGCCCCGAUGGUCCGAUGACGAGCGAGUCGACGCGUUUGUGCACGCCCAAGAGGCUAGUACGCGGCUAUGGGAGCGAGGGACGUGGGCGGAUAGCAUGGUCGAUCGUGUUGCAUGGCUGUGCCACGAGACGAUGCAAAGUCCACCGACCUUUACCAUUGCCGUGUAUGUAUCGAAAGACGGCCCCGCCGCAGGCGCUCGAUGGCUACGGCAUAAAAUGGGGCUGAGUGCCGAUGAAGUCCUUCAUCCGCUAGCGCACGGGACGCAGGUCCGCAUCGUCGAUGGCGUACGUGCUCCGGCCAUGGCACAGGAGGCACAGUUGGUCGUGUGUGAUGCGAUGGCUACUGUGCCUACGCCGUCGGUACCUACACCGUUGCUGGCGGUGGCGUGGGCGGAGGCACAGGCACAGACAUUCAUGCAGACACACAACAAGGUAUGGAUGCCAUGCAAGGUUGUAACGCUGCAUGAGCCCACGGUCAAUGUGGAUCAGGUGCUUCGCGAAGCAUUGCUUGACGUCCUGCCUACGCUCCAUGUCGGAAUGGAUCGAACACCUGGGCUACGCACAGCCAUUCAGCCUCUUUGGCAUAUGUGGAGUGACUUGGCUGAUGCGUUCGAUACGCUCCUGGCACGGGCGCAUACGCCUGCCAUUGCUGCCGACGCAUUUGCGUUGCUUACGUCGCUAGCGAAUCUCUUGCUGCGUAUGGCCCUAGCCGCCGAGGCAGAGCCAGACGACUCGACCACCCACAUCGCGCUGUGCAUCCCGAAAACGGCACACAGUACGACGAUUCCCGAUACCCUCGUCUCUCUCGCCCUGCAUCAGCUGCAGUCCAUGGCAUGGGGCGAUCCAGAGGCUGUGAGUCUUUUAAAGGCACAUACAUUGGAGUGGGCACACCAAGGCACAUUUCAUCUCAACACGUACAUGCAGGCCAUCCUCCGGAUGGCAUUUGCGUACAUUGGUGACGCACAGUCGGAUGCGCAUGUUCCCUCGGAAGACCUGGAGCAGUUCCGGUCCCUGGGCAACCAAGCCCUGCGCGAAUUGGCAAGUCGCGUGGACAACGAUCGGCCCAAGGGUCCAGCACCCGCCUUGCCGAGUCCCAUCCCAACGACGCCGCGAAAACGCGCAUCCAUCGCUCCUUCCCAUGCGUCCAAGCGUAUUCGCGACGAGGAUGACAAGGAUGCACCUCGCGCACGUCUACGUGGGCUCUUAGCCCGCUCGGCUUCGUUGCUACUGCACGAACCGCGUGAAUAG
Malassezia pachydermatis is the source of this 3222-nucleotide messenger RNA. Its product is annotated as nuclear export factor sac3. Lineage: Eukaryota; Fungi; Basidiomycota; Malasseziomycetes; Malasseziales; Malasseziaceae. Gene Ontology annotation, cellular component: cytoplasm; nucleus; transcription export complex 2. Gene Ontology annotation, biological process: mRNA export from nucleus. Bases 1 to 3222 code for a protein of 1073 amino acids. The transcript has 2 exons. The record is from RefSeq and is a predicted model, not a curated record.